Molecule: messenger RNA, 2110 nt
Organism: Scleropages formosus (Asian bonytongue)
Lineage: Eukaryota; Metazoa; Chordata; Actinopteri; Osteoglossiformes; Osteoglossidae
Exons: 6
Coding region: 109-765 (218 amino acids)
Source: RefSeq, a predicted model, not a curated record
UAUAGCUGGAGCGAGAAGUGACAUCAUGCGGAAACAGGACGCACCUUAAUUUAGUACAGUUGUGUUGAAGGGAGGAGGAAAACACGUUGCUUUUCAACACGCACUUAAAUGAGCAGCGUGGGGGGGGCGGAAGGACAAAUGCAAGAUCUCCUGACAAGAUGGCCAACUUCUUGUGUGUGCAGUUUGUGGCCAUUUGUCGAGAAGAAGUCUUUUUUGAAGGUAUGGUGGCAAAAUGCAGUUAAAAAUCCAGAUUAUGAGGCAGAUGUCUACAAAAAAGGAAAAUGUAUCACUAAAAUGAUACAAAAUGGACAGAGUCAGUUCCUGGUAUUGGAUAGAGACUAUGAUCAAUUGCAACUGGGCUUUCAUGAUAUUACUAUGGAGCAGUUUACAAAUGCCAACUGUAAAUUCAAGAUUCAGCUCCUUAGAAGCUCAGAUGAAGAACCCAUGAAAGGACAGCCAGUUGUCCUACAGGUGGACUUUGAGGGCAAGACCUGGACCUUAUGCUGCUCUGAUGACGGCGGAGUGAAUGCUAAGAUAGAGGACCUCCCAGACCCAAUUUGCUCCAGCAAGCAUAGAGCGGUGUUCUUCCUGAGGCAGAUCGAGGGUCAGUUGUACAGGUACAGAUUUGAAUCAUCCUUGUUGGACAAUAUGUUCCUGAGCUUUGAGCAUGAUCCAGAAGGCCUUGUCAAACUGGUCCUGAAAAUAAAUAAUGAUGAGGAUGACACACAGAAAUUGCAGAUGCAGAAGGAUUUCUGGCAUAAAUAGUACGGACCUGUAGAGCUGUUGUUGUUUCACAAAUACACGGGACCAAUUGGAAGGGGUUGGAGGAAUGCGUGUGAAAUGAAUGUCCCAGGAGAUUUAAUUCCACACUGAAUUAAAGUGUCAUAUUGCUGUUACUUUGAACAAGAAAUGUACAUAAAUGUUAGUAUGAAUCAAUGGCUUGUCUAAAAACAGGCAUUGGAAACUGUCUUUCAAGUAAAAGUUAAGGAUUAGACCCUCUUACACAAAAACUUAAAGGCAUAUGUCAAAAGCAGUACUGAAUCACAUAAUUCAGUUAUGAGAUUUUACUUUAAUUUAGUAGAUACUUUAUGGGGAAUGUCAUGUAUUGAGGGUAAUGGCCAUUUUCUGCAGCACUCAACUUCCUUUUCUGGGUCAUCUUUUGUUUUAACAUGUUCUUGAUUUUAAUGUAAAUGUAAAGGCAUUUUUAAUCAAUAUCAAAAUCAAACCUUAAAUAUGACCCUUUUAGGCUCUUUCCAUAAGUCAUUAUGAGCAGCUAUAAAAUGCUGAGAAUGUAAAGGUUUGAGCAGUGUCUUGAGACUGGGAUGUUUUUAUGGAACAUGUCAUUUGAAGAAUAAUAGGAUUAAUAAAAUACCAUAGUUUAGUCUUAUUGUAAAUUAUUAUAUCUGCACCAUGUGACUCUCUUAAAUUACUAUGAGGAAGCUCAGGGGGAUCACUUCUUCAAAGCCUGCAACCAUGAAACCAGCUGUGUUGCAGAUUCUUGCUGUGUUAAGAUAAAGAAUAUGCACAACUUUAGUUAACCAGAGGGACAUUGCCAGUUCUGCAUCAUUUUCCCAUCCAUCUUUUUUGUUAUCGAUACCUACCACAGUUUUUAGUGUAUGAUUUUCUGGUUAUUGCAGGCAAUUGCAUUUUAGAAGGGUUACAUUGAAAAAUCUUUCCUGUAAUGCAGAAAUUGAGUACUUCUGAUUAAUAGUUUUAAUCAGAAGGUAGUAUUUGUAAUUGUGUGGUAAUUCUAAUUAACUGUACCUACUUACAAUUUGCCUGAGCACAUGCAAGCUGUGUCAGCACAUAAUGAGACUACAUGCAUAACUAAAUCAUCUUAUCAGUACCAUAUUGAUCACUUUACAUAUUCAAGUAUAACCUCCUACCUGUCUUGUUCCUACCUUUUCAUUUUAUUUGGAAAAACUUCUUUGCUGUCUUUGAAUUGUUCAUAUACUUUGAUUUUCCUGCAAUUAAGAUAUCCAAUUUCCUAAAAUUCACAAUUGUUGAGUGUCACUUAUUCAUGUAAAUGUGAUUGGUAGCACAUGAAAUAUAAAGGAGGUUGUAUUCAGCAUUAUUGCUUUGAGGCAUUUUAUACAAUAAGGCAAUUUUC